This is a messenger RNA of Ostreococcus tauri, 2058 nucleotides long. Its product is annotated as unnamed product. NCBI's taxonomy places the organism in Eukaryota, Viridiplantae, Chlorophyta, Mamiellophyceae, Mamiellales, Bathycoccaceae. The record is from RefSeq and is a predicted model, not a curated record. The coding region runs from base 1 to 2058 and encodes 685 amino acids. The transcript has a single exon.
AUGGACGACAUCUGCGUCGAGGGCGCUUGCAAGUUGCCACACGGUCAGAACUCUUCAACCGAAUCCGCUUUGUGGCUUGAGGGCUUACUUGAAGUCGGAGGCACAUAUCGAAGCCGCGCUGUCAGUGCUGAAUUAUAUCAGACGAGUUCAGUUAUCGCGGUCGAGAAGCUCUAUGAAGCAUCAGCAAUUCUCCAAAAAUUGUCGCAAGUUAGACAGACAUUGGAGUUCAGUCAAUUGAAGACGAGUCUCGAGCAAAAGUUGCUAUUGGCGCUGCAAGAAAAGAACCUGAAUAAAACACUCCUUUCGUACGAAAAUUUACUCGAGCUCGCAAACUCGCGCUCUGAUGCUCACUGCAUUCAGCAGUCUAUAGCAGUGGCUCUAUCUUUCAUUCGAGAGUCAACCUCGGCUCAAUGUGGUGCAGCGUUGGAAAUUCAAGACACACUCAGCAUCCUGCAACUAGCCGAUCAGCUGAGUAAAAUCGGUCUUCUUGACAUAGUUCAGCAAGUUAUAAGUAGGUCCAUUUCUCAGUAUAUCUUGUCAAGAUAUGAAGCAGAGCUGUGUCGGGCUACCUUGUUUGCAUCAACACAAGUCGGUGUGAGGAUGAACGUUGCCCCACUGCACGUGUUGUAUGAGUCGAUUCACUCAGUUUUACUCCAUAUUGAGCUUCGACUAGAAAACGGCAGUGCAACGACGACACAAAUAAAUGAGCUGAUAUUUUUAGACUUGUUUGAAGCUUGGUCGCAGGUGAUCGACGAAGCCCUUGUCGAGGUUGAACGCGGCGUGCGAGAGCGAUUUUUUGCACAAUCGAAACAUACACGAGAAGAUUUGUCAUCGUUGAAGUGCUUGGAUGCCGCUAUUGAGGAUACCAUACUCGUCGACAGGAUAUGCAAAGCGCAGCACUCUCGCUUUCAGAAGUGUCUGGAAAAGUUGCCUUUGCAUGAAGUAUCUCUACUUUCGCAACUUCGCAAAGAUUGCUACGAACUUUUCCCACUUCUUCGUAAGUUGGCUGAUUAUUACGUUCUGCUGGAAGAUCGAUACCUGAGCUCGAGUGCACUCACAUUUACGAACAUGCAAAAUUUGCAAGAAGUGAAUACUUCCCAAACAGCUUCGACAACGUUGGAUGACGUGUUCUUCGUGGUGAGCAGAAGUGUCCGCCGCUCAUUCGCUUUUGUUGAUCCCGCAGUGACAUCAAUUCUUUUGAAAAAUACAUCUUCUACGUUGAUGGAGUUCUCCAAGCAGUACAUGGAUAUUUUUCUGAGACAAACGCCAGAAAGCUCGGCAAGAAAGUUUCCAGAACUUCAUCAAUACGAUGCGUACUUACACGGAAACCGAAAACGCUCGAAGCGAAGCGAUAUCGACGAUCUUGUUAUCGCUCUUGCUCCUAUCAAUACGGUGAGCAUUAUGUCUUGUCGUCUACAACAGCUUCUCAAUGACACUGAGUUACUGCGGUCAGCCAUAUUCCCAGCUAGUGCUGAGUCCGAUUCUAUCUCAAACACCUUGAAACUGAUCAAGUCUCUCUCACUCGAACUCGUCCAUUCGUGCAAAGAUUAUGUUUCGAACGUAUCACGGUGCCGCUUGAAUUUACACGGCGAGGUCUGGGAGAAACUUGCGACCACGGACUACGUCAUAUCGAACGAAGCGUAUCAUAUGGAGUCCAUCGGAACCUGGGUGAAUGACACUCUAAUGUUCUUACUCAACGAUUUCUGUACUGCAUCGGAUGUUCUUACACAAGAAAAUAAUGAGCUGUUGAUACGAUUCGCGAGCGAAAGUCUUUCUACGCGCUUGGAAAAUAUCACAAAAGCGUGCUUAAGUUUUAAUCACCUCGGUGCUUUGAGAUUCGAGCGAGAGCUCAGAUACUUGAUAUCUGGGUUGUCUAGCGCAACGAGCUUACAUUUGCGGGAGCAUUUCUCUAGACUGACGCAGCUUAGUGUUCUUUUGAGUGCAGAGACGAAAAGUGAAGCGGAUUCUUAUUUAACCGACAUGACGCACCACACGUCCUGGAAGCUCGCCGAAAAUGACGUGGAAAAGAUCUUGAGCUUGCGAGUAGAUUUGGCAUGA